AUGGUUCUCGACGGUAACGGCUGGUUAGGCGGCGGCGGAAGCGGCGGAGAACGGAUUAUACAAGAGGAAGAGAACGAGGAAGCUUCAUGGGGUAGGAACCAAGAAGACGGUGGAGGCUCUCUGUCUCAUUUCAAGCCUAUGCUUGAAGGUGAUUGGUUUAGCAACCCAACGCAUCCACAAGAUCUCCAAAUGCUGCAGAGCCAGCAAGAUUUCAGAUUCCUCGGUGGUUUCCCUUUCAAUCCCAACGACAAUCUUCUUCUUCACCAGUCGAUUGAUUCGUCUUCCUCUUGCUCUCCUUCUCAAGCUUUUUCCCUCGACCCAUCUCAGCCGUCGUCGUUCUUAACCGCCGCCGCCAACAACAACAAGUCCUGCCUCCUCAAUGUUCCUUCCUCUGCAAACCCUUUCGACAAUGCCUUCGAAUUCGGCUCCGAUUCCGGUUUCCUCGGCCAAAUCCAAGCUCCGAUUUCGAUGGGGUUUGGUUCGCUGACCCAAUUGGGUAACCGGGAUUUGACCUCCGUCCCUGAUUUCUUAUCCUCUCGGUCUCUCCUCCCGCCGGAGAACAACAUCGGCGGAGGUGGAGGUGGAUUCACUCCGUUGGAGUUAGAAGGAUUCGGGAGUCCUGCUAACGGCGGUUUCGUCGGAAACAGAGCGAAAGUUCUGAAACCAUUAGAGGUUUUAGCAUCGUCCGGUGCACAGCCUACUCUGUUUCAGAAACGUGCGGCUAUGCGUCAGAGCUCAGGAGGAAGCAAGAUUGGGAACUCGGAGAGCUCCGGGAUGAGGAGGCUGAGCGAUGAUGGAGAGAUGGAUGAGACCGGGAUUGAGGUCUCCGGGUUGAAUUAUGAGUCUGAUGAGCUUAACGAUAAAGCGGCGGCGGAGAGUUUUCAGAACGGAGGAGGAGGAGGAGGAGGAGGGAAAGGGAAGAAGAAAGGCAUGCCUGCAAAGAAUCUGAUGGCUGAGAGGAGAAGGAGGAAGAAGCUUAAUGAUAGGCUUUACAUGCUUAGAUCAGUUGUCCCCAAGAUCAGCAAAAUGGAUAGAGCAUCAAUACUUGGAGAUGCAAUUGAUUAUCUAAAGGAACUUUUACAAAGGAUCAAUGAUCUUCACAAUGAGCUUGAGUCUACUCCACCUGGAAGCUUGCCUCCGACUUCAUCAAGCUUUCAUCCGUUGACGCCGACACCGCAGACUCUUUCUUGCCGUGUCAAGGAAGAGUUGUGUCCCUCUUCUUUGCCAAGCCCCAAAGGCCAGCAAGCAAGAGUUGAGGUUAGAUUAAGGGAAGGAAGAGCAGUGAACAUUCAUAUGUUCUGUGGAAGAAGACCUGGUCUUUUGCUGGCUACCAUGAAAGCUUUGGACAAUCUUGGUUUGGAUGUUCAGCAAGCUGUGAUCAGCUGUUUCAAUGGGUUUGCAUUGGAUGUUUUCCGUGCUGAGCAAUGCCAAGAAGGACAAGAGAUACUGCCUGAUCAAAUCAAAGCGGUGCUUUUCGAUACAGCUGGUUACGCUGGUAUGAUCUGA
Messenger RNA from Microthlaspi erraticum, 1506 nucleotides. Lineage: Eukaryota; Viridiplantae; Streptophyta; Magnoliopsida; Brassicales; Brassicaceae. The record is from the annotation of a GenBank genome assembly.